Messenger RNA from Musa acuminata AAA Group (dessert banana), 2504 nucleotides. Its product is annotated as trihelix transcription factor GT-3b. The transcript has 3 exons. The record is from RefSeq and is a predicted model, not a curated record. Bases 1467 to 2381 code for a protein of 304 amino acids. NCBI's taxonomy places the organism in Eukaryota, Viridiplantae, Streptophyta, Magnoliopsida, Zingiberales, Musaceae.
CAGCAAAUAAACUACAAGGGAGUUGACGGGGAUGCGGAUGCGUGUUCACACCGGCAACCAUCCGGUGGUUCCCACUUGGCGUGACGGACUCUUCCUCUCCUCUCCGUAUGUGGUAAGGGGAGGACGAGCGAGGCGACAAAUGAAGCGAAGCGAUGAUGUUCUUCACACACGGCAAAACGAGGCGGACACGCGCGCCCAAUCAUCCCCACAAGGAAAAGGAUGGGCGGGAAAAGUAAUGGUGCGACGCGGUUUCCCUGAACCGGGCCCCUCCGAAUCCCAACUGCCCCCACCAUACGACCCUGACAUGCCGUAACGUUUUCCGGGAAACGACACGCUUGUUUGCUCUCGAACAGCUUUUGAUGAACAUAUUAUCCAAGCUUAUUUAGUUCUUAGUUAACAGAUAGACAUAAAUAGUCAUACAAUUUAUUCAUUCUUUCUUGUUUUCUAUGGAUUAUAAAGUUAAUCUGAAUCAUGUCAAUCCUUUGGAUUUACUUUUCUGAUUUGUAUCCAUUUCAAAAAUGGUCAGCCGUAUGCAUGCAUGGGCAUACAAUUUGACCAUAGUACCUCCUACAUACAAUACAUACAUAUAUGCAUGAGAUGACGAUGGUAUUCGGCUCGUGUUCGACAGCACUAUUCUGUGCUCGAUCAAGCGGCAUUUUCCACCGACUUCCCUUGGAACAUAUUCCUCGCUUUCCGCAGUCUUUGUUUCAAACCUUGUGCUCUCUAAUCGAAGCUUCUCUUCCUUUCCACACUAUUGUAAUCCGUGUGGUCUCCUAAAGUUAUCCAACAUCAUUUGUUACGUGUUCUUUCACAGUAGAGUUGAGGGUCAUGAAUAAGACAGCUAUCUAAUAUUCUGCUAUUUAUCUUUACAAGAUCUUUCCUUUCAACUUCUCCACCUCUGAUAGUUGAUUGUUUCAAAUUUUAUUUAUUUUUCUUUCUUUCUUUCUUUAGUUUGGGAGUUUGGAUCCUGACGUGAUUAAUGCUUUAGGUGUGGUCAAAUAAUGUGGUAACAAGAAAUGUUAGACUAGUCUUUUAAGUUGCACUCGACAAUUCAUGUUUAUUCAAAUUAUAGGAUUUGUGACUGUUUGAAUGUUGACUUUGACCAAGGAGUCAAUUGGUUUUCAACUGUUACGGGUUAUACGAGCAUCUUAACUAAUAUAAAUUAUAUUAGUAGAAAAUCGUUAUUUAGGCGUACUGAUCCGUAUUAAGGAGAUUUUUUUAAUGAAUUAUGUAUUUAAAAAAUUAAGUAGUGAGUGGGGGAUUAAAUUCCUCGAUAAAUUUAAGAUAUCAAUAAUACGAAAUGGCAUUAAAGUAAUUAUCUGACAGUCGGCAGCUUUAUAGAGGCAGUAAGCGCAAGAAGUAAAGGUGGGAGAGGAAAGAGCGAUACGUCGUUAGAGAGAGAGAGCGAGAGAGAGAGAGAGAGAGGAAAAAUAGUAAGGUUGGGGUUUUCGGAGGGGUGGGAGAAGAUGAUGCACGGAGGAGGAGGAGGUGGUAACGGUGGCUACGUCGGGCGGAUGGCGAUGGUGGCGGGAAUUCCACUGCAGGUAAACCCGGCGCCGGCGGCGGAGAUGUUGGACACGAGCGGCGGCGCAGGGGUACCGCAACCGCCUCAGCCGCAGCUGAGGGUGAAGGAGGAGAAGGUGCCGCAGUGGAGCCAGCAGGAGACGCGGGAUCUCAUCGCGAUCAGGGCCGAGCUGGAGCGCGACCUCGCGGUGGCGCGGCGUAGCAGGACGCUGUGGGAGGCGGUGGCCGCCAGGAUGCGGGAGCGCGGCCACCGCAGGACGUCGGACCAGUGCAAGUGCAAGUGGAAGAACCUCGUCAACCGCUACAAGGCCGCUGAUCCCGCGGACGGCCGGCAAUGCCCCUUUUUCGAGGAGCUGAAUGCGGUGUUCUUGGAACGGGCGAAGAACACGCAGCGGCUCCUCUUGGAAUCGGAGUCCAUCGCCUCCCCGUCGAAGAAGAAGCUGAAGAGGCUUAGCGGGGAUCGAUCCUCCUCGGAUGAGUUCCCGGAGGACGACGAGGACGAGAACCGCAGCGACGAGGAGCGCCUCUCGAGGAGCAGAAAGAAAAAGGCCGACAGCAGCAGAAGGGGACAGAGGGCGGCCGGCAUCCGGGAGCUGCUGCAGGAGUUCCUGCAGCAGCAGCGGCGGAUGGAGUUGCGGUGGCAGGACACGGUGGAGCGGCGGGCGCAGGAGCGGCGAGCUCUGGAGCAUGAGUGGCGGCUGUCGAUGGAGAAGCUGGAGAGGGACCGGCUGCUGCUGGAGCAGGCGUGGCGGGAGCGGGAGGAGCAGCGGAGGAUGAGGGAGGAGAGCCGGGCGGAGAAGAGGGACGCGCUCCUCACCACUCUGCUCAAUAAGCUCAUCCAAGACGAUGAUCUCUGAGACGGCCUCCCUCUUGAAUUCCAUUGAUGAUCAUUUCAUGUCGAAUUAAUUUAACACAACGUAUGAGAUAUUUUCCCAUUUAACAUAAUUUAUAGAUCUCUAUGGUUCAAAUAAUUCCUACUA